Prorocentrum cordatum is the source of this 540-nucleotide messenger RNA. Lineage: Eukaryota; Dinophyceae; Prorocentrales; Prorocentraceae. The record is from the annotation of a GenBank genome assembly.
AGGUUUCACCUGGGGAUGUGUUGGAGUGGCAGCGGAUGUUGCUAGACUAGGGUAGAUCUAUGCAUGCCAUGUGUCUACCACUCGAGGGAGGAGGUUGCGGCGCACUGGUUUCAGAUGCUUCGCGACGGUGAGAAGGGGGUGCGCCACGCGUCGGGAGAGGACGUGGACGUGAUGUACAACACGGGGAACGGCUGGAGGUCCGUGACCCUCGCAGAUCCUGAGGAUUCGAAGGCGCUCUGCGCCCUCAGCGAGGAGUUCGUCCGGAGACGCACUCAGCCCUGUUCGCCAGGGAGUACAAAUCGGUCGACCACAAGACCUGGUGCCAGUACCUCGGUCUGCACGCCGAUAUGGGCAAGCGCGCGCAGGUGACCCGGGACAGCACCUCCAAGCACGUGGGGCAGGCAUCCAGGUACAACUUCCAUGCGGUCUACGCCAGCGGCGCCGCGCGCGCGUCGGCCGCGCGCGCGCCUUCGGCCUUCGGCAUGCCCAGAGAUGGAGGGGGGGUGGCCCCCCGUCGCUGAGUGCGGUGCGACAGCAGCG